Messenger RNA from Rhagoletis pomonella (apple maggot), 1246 nucleotides. Its product is annotated as WD repeat domain-containing protein 83-like. The transcript has 3 exons. Gene Ontology annotation, molecular function: protein binding. Gene Ontology annotation, biological process: mRNA splicing, via spliceosome. The coding region runs from base 39 to 965 and encodes 308 amino acids. Gene Ontology annotation, cellular component: catalytic step 2 spliceosome. The record is from RefSeq and is a predicted model, not a curated record. Lineage: Eukaryota; Metazoa; Arthropoda; Insecta; Diptera; Tephritidae.
UCAGUAACGAACACAUACGGUUUGGUACAGCUCUAAUAAUGAGCUCGAAUUAUAAACUUCGUAAAGUAAUUGAUUGCAACCAGGGUGCCGUUCGGGCAAUACGUUACAAUGUUGACGGUUCAUAUUGUUUGAGUUGUGGAUCUGAUAAGAAAAUUAAACUAUGGAAUCCAAAGACAGCAUUAUGUCUCAAAACAUACGGUGGUCACGCUGAUGAGGUUACAGAUGCGGCAGGAAGUUGUGAUAGCUGUCAUAUUGUUUCCUCUAGUCUUGAUAAAAGCAUAAUCUAUUGGGAUGUUUCCACAGGCGUACCUGUACGUCGACUCCGGGGUCAUGCUGGAGGUGUUUACUGUGUUUGUUUAAACGAAGACUCGUCAAUUGCAAUAUCUGGUGGACGCGAUAAUGCAGUUGUAUGUUGGGACAUACGGACUCAUCGCUUAGAACCUGCGCAAAUAAUGAAAGAUGCAAGCGACAGUAUCACCUCGAUUCAAACUAAUGAGCACAAAAUAAUUACUUCCUCUCUAGACUGUUGCAUUCGUCAAUAUGACAUACGUGUUGGAGAGUUAGUAUGUGAUAACCUUUGUGAACCCGUAACAUUUUUGAAAUUAACUCGAGAUGAGCAAUGCCUUUUAGCAGCAUGCCAAGAUAGCGCAGUUCGUCUCAUAGACUGUGAGACAGGGAGUUUAUUAGCAGAGUAUAAAGGACACAAAGCUGAGGAUUUCCAGAUUGAAUGUGGCAUAAUUACGAAAGAUGCACAUAUAGUUUCAGGCAGUAGUGAAGGCUGCGCUUUAUUUUGGGAUCUACUUGAAGGAAAAAUUUUACAACAAAUUAAAUUAGGUAGCAAUAGAGGAGUUGUUAACUCAGUAGAUACUCAUCCUAAAGACAGCGAUUUUGUAUUAACUUGUCGAAGAGAAAUAUAUUUGUAUCGCACAGAUGUAAAUGAAGAUUUAAUCCUGAAUGAAAACUAGUUUAAUAUGUAUAUAUCAGAGAAAAGCAAGGACCUACUUGAAUUUGGAGUUCCUUUAUACCAUUGUGCAUACAUACAAGUGACAAAUGUUAUUCACGUCUAUUCUGCAUUUCGACUCGAAUCGAAAUUUUCUCCGUUUGGCAAUUUUGGUGUUCUGCGUUCCGUUUCCUUUCGAUCAAUCUUCGAAAUUUACGAUUAUACCUAUUCUACAUUUCGAUCGUAGUUCCGUUUUUCUAAGUUGCAAAUUUGUUGAUGGAGAACGUUUCAAUUGUUAUUUUCGUG